AUGCCCAUUGGCAAGCGCAAACGUCUGAAAGAACACCAAGAAAGGUCAGCAUUUCCAAAUUUGCAAGAAUAUUGGGAACAUAAACAAAAACCGGUUGCAGAUUUAACGCCCUCGGCUGCGUUGUCAAAUCGCAUUCACACAUUCCGUUAUCCAUCUAGUUCUUCAAACAUCAGGAAUUGGGUAUCAGUGAAAGCUCCUGUAUCAUCGCAAGAGCCGAAACAUGCAGGCGAGACAAGCCCCAAGUUUUCUGACGGAAAG
Molecule: messenger RNA, 258 nt
Organism: Paraglomus brasilianum
Lineage: Eukaryota; Fungi; Glomeromycota; Glomeromycetes; Paraglomerales; Paraglomeraceae
Source: the annotation of a GenBank genome assembly